Tachysurus vachellii is the source of this 3261-nucleotide messenger RNA. It is a transcript of the gene gpr31, whose product is annotated as G protein-coupled receptor 31. Gene Ontology annotation, molecular function: G protein-coupled receptor activity. Gene Ontology annotation, biological process: G protein-coupled receptor signaling pathway. Lineage: Eukaryota; Metazoa; Chordata; Actinopteri; Siluriformes; Bagridae. The transcript has a single exon. The record is from RefSeq and is a predicted model, not a curated record. Gene Ontology annotation, cellular component: membrane. The coding region runs from base 404 to 1348 and encodes 314 amino acids.
CAGGAAGGAAUAUAAACGGUCACAGAUGACAAACUGAGAUGCUGAGUAGUGAGUAGCUCAAGGCACUGAUGACAUUUUUUAUUUAUUGUUCCUUUAUUGUGUUUGUUCUCGGUUUGUUCUCCUGCUGAGUGGCUGCAUAACUCUCAAGCCUGUUGUGACGUGCCUCCUCAGGCAUGGGAAGUUCUCCGGCAACAAGUCUGAGCAACUUUAUUUAGCAGUGAGGAGUCACCGAAGCAGUUCUACUGAAGUUAAACCGAAGAGUACAGCUCGAGAAAGACCAAGCAGUAUGUCUCAGGAUAUUAGAAGAAUUUGCUUUUGAGCAUUUGUGAUAUUUUCACAACAUUCCCAAGAUUACAGACAAAGGAGACGUUACGGAUAAAUAAUAAUCCAAAGAAUAAUACUAAUGGCAAACCACGCGAGUGACAACUGUACAGCUGGAAGUAAGGAUCUGUACACGUUCUACUUCUCGGUGAUGAUAGUGGAGUUUAUCCUGGCACUUCCUCUGAACCUCACCGUGAUCUACCUCUUCAUUUUUAAACUCAAAUUCUGGAAAUCUAAAAGCAACAACAUUUUUCUGUUCAAUCUCGUCCUGGCGGAUAUCCUGCUGCUGAUCUGUUUGCCGGUCAGGGCGUAUUACUUCCAGCGUGGAGAGAGACGGAGUAACAACAACACUGUAUGCAGAUCAGUCCUGUUUAUGCUCUUCUUGAACCGAGAAGCAAGCAUCGCCUUCCUGACUAUCAUUUCCAUCGAUCGUUACUUCAGUGUGGUUCAUCCCAGCAUUAGGAACCCCUUCAAGAUCAGGAAACGAAACGUUCUCAUCUCUGUUCUGGUCUGGGUUGUGCUUAUGCCUUUGACCAUCCCGUCCAUGCUGACCAGCUUUGAGUGCUGCAACAGCAACGAGACGGACGACACGCCAGGACAGCUUCCAGAGACCGCCACCCCUGUCACCUUCAGAGAGCUUGUGUUUUUCACGCCGGUUCUCAUCCCAUCUAUCGUCCUGGUCUACUGUACUGUCAGGAUCACCAACAGGCUGAAGCAGAAAACGGUCGGCGACAGGACCAAGCUGAGAAGAGCCGUGUUCCUGGUCACUCUGGUUGUCUUGGUGUUUGUUUUCUGCUUUUGGCCGUCUGCUAUUUCUAGGUUGGUGCUGCUAAUGGUUAGAGUCACGGAGCUUCCGAGAGAGGAGGAAAUAGCCGUUCAGGUCUAUGAUGGACUCAUGUGCCUCUCGUAUCUGGAUUGCCUUUUGGACCCCAUUGUCUACUGUCUGAGCAGUACCAAGUUCAAACACUUGUACAUGACCACAUAUCUGCCUUUUCUGAUGAAAGGACGACACAUGGAACAUCACUGAAACCUCAUCAUCUGCACAAAUGAGUGAAUGUAAUAACAACAAAUAAACCCUGAAGCUUGAACUUUAACUAACAUGAAAUUCAAGUCUUAUUGAUACUAUUUUAAACUGUGAUGAUCUGUGUUCGUUUACAUUUGAGUUAAAAAAAAAACAAAACAAACAAAAGCAAUGCAUUCAUGUGUUACUACUCAGUUCUGUUAUUGAUUGUGCUUUUUUUUAUUUAUACAUUUAUUUGAUGUGCACCAGAUCAUAUAUCAUGUGCUAAAAUCCUUUUGCAUUUCAUUUGAGCUUAAUUCUCAUUAAACAUGCUGUUUUAUUGCCGUUUUUUGUACUCAAGGAGUUUGUUUUUUAUUUAAAUUGCUAUAAAGUGUUGCUGGCAAACAUGUAAAAUAUGUAAAAAAUAAAUUUUAAAAAAUCAUAGCUGUGGUAUUUUCACACAGCAGAGAGUUAAAUCGUUAAAAUUUGAAUUGUUAUGAUUAAAAAUGAUUAAAGACUUUUAGUGGAGAAAUGGUAAAAAAUCGCAGUUUAGACCUCAAGACUUACUCGGUGCUGCUCUAGAGUUUUUUUGUUUAUUUUUAAAUAAAGACGCAACUGUUCUUGCGAGCAUGAUAAAAUACCCUACAUCCAUCCUUUUGCGUGCUCCGAUUUAACCUUGAUGUAAUAUCUUGUAGCUUCUUUGGGAGCUGUGUGCUGGAUCAAGUGCUUUUUAUAAGCUGCUAAAUGUAAUAAUAAUAAUAAUAAUAAUGAUAAUAAUAAUAACAAUAAUAAUAAUAAUAACAAUAAUAAUAAUAAUAAUAAUAAUAAUCUACUAAACAACUAUUUGAUUUUUAAUGGUUAUUACCUCUCCAUUCACAUUAUUAGUCUUUUAUUCAUUUUUAUGCAACAAAAAAACUAUUUGUUUAUCUUUAGUCUGUCUAUAUUUUCUAUCCUUGAUUUUUUUUUCCCCACAAAUAUUUAUGAAAUUAUUUAAUAACAGAUUUCCAGCAAAGAUUAAUAAAUCAAGUCUAACUAAGUACUAAUAAAGACUAAUAAAUAGUAGAUAACUGUAGUAGAUAUUGACAAACUUUCACUGCUCAUAUUUACUGACAAACUUUGGUUAAUAUGAAGCUCAUAUGAAAGUAGACACUCAGAGAUUUAAGAAUUUGUAGUGUUUCAGGAGUGUUUCUGUUUUAUAAUGUAGAAUACUAUGGGAAAUAUAUUCAUAAAAAAGUGGUUAGUUUUCUAAGUAAAUAUUAAAACAUCCCUCAAAGAGAUCUUUGUAUUUAAGUCUUAUUUUCUCCUCAUAACUGUUUUUUUAAAACAUGAUUUUUUUUUUCAUUUGUACACGUGCAGAACAUCAUUUUAUUUUCUUAAAUGCAAUUUUUCUCUCAAUUUUCACUUUCUAUUUUUCCCCCACAAUUAAAUUCUAUCCACACGUUCACUCUUCACUUUUUCAAUUUUUCCUACGAUUCAUUCAUUUCAUGAACUUAAUUAAUUUCAUUGAUCCUGUGCAGUUUAUUUGUUUGGACGUAUGAGGCAGGUGCUUUUAUUACGUACGUGUGAUUUUUAAAUCUAUAAAUUUGUAGAUUUAAACAUUUUAAAAAACUUUUCACAUUUUUUUUUUAUUUUUCACACAUUUCUAUAAAAUAUUUCCACAUAAUUUAGCCUUUUUAUUUUCAUGUUAUCUUUUGACAUCUAGGGCACAUAACCCAUAAAGCAGGGUUUAUUCCCACCACUCAUCCUCCACCUACCCCAGCUUCUGCCCCGUUUCACCAUAUUCUUUUUCUCGCAUAAAUGUUUCUUAAACAUGAUUUUUUUACAUGAAUAAAUUCUUCACAUCUUCAACAUGUGACUUUCUGACAUGGUUCCUUUAUUUUCUCGUUUUUUUUCUUCUUUUUUUUAACUUAACUUUUACAUUUGAUUUUAUCACAUAGUCU